Messenger RNA from Anopheles bellator, 1407 nucleotides. RefSeq names its product probable glucosamine 6-phosphate N-acetyltransferase (gene Gnpnat). The transcript is spliced from 4 exons. The record is from RefSeq and is a predicted model, not a curated record. NCBI's taxonomy places the organism in Eukaryota, Metazoa, Arthropoda, Insecta, Diptera, Culicidae. Gene Ontology annotation, biological process: UDP-N-acetylglucosamine biosynthetic process. Gene Ontology annotation, molecular function: monosaccharide binding; glucosamine 6-phosphate N-acetyltransferase activity. Bases 352 to 999 code for a protein of 215 amino acids. Gene Ontology annotation, cellular component: endoplasmic reticulum-Golgi intermediate compartment; Golgi apparatus; endoplasmic reticulum.
ACAAUUGGCCCAUCGCCACACAGUUCUUCGUGAUGAUCGAAGGUAUCGUAAGUUCCCAUCGCCUGGUCUUUGCACAGCAAAGAUGUGGUUCUGCCGGCGAAUAGCUGCCUUUAAAAAAGUUUCUUAGCAAUUACAUUUGUAAAUACGUCCACCCGAUUUCAACAAUCGCGCCACGCCACCACCAUCGUGUGUUUCUUUCCGAACCGCUCGAAGGUGGGUGCAAAAUGAGCCAAUAGCGCUGUACUAUUAGUGAGUUCUUUACUGUGCCAACGAUUGCACAGACGGCAAGAGUUUCUAUUGCUAAGUGAGAAAGUGUGCACCUACCGAGCGGGCUACUGCAAUUCACCUGCGAUGGGUGCUCCCGUGUCAGAACAAGAGCUUUCGCUCUAUAAUCCUUCGAUAUUGCUUGGCUUGGAUUUCUUCCGCUCGCCAGCCAGGUUUAGUCCUCGUAUAUCGGCUUCCGUUCCUGGCGAAACUUGGCUGAAGGUGCGACCACUUCAAACGGGAGACUUUUACCGCGGCUUCGUACAGAUACUCUCGCAGCUAACCAAAGUAGGCGAUAUAUCGUUUACACAGUUUCUGAAUCGUUUCGCUGAGAUGAAAGCUAGCGGUGACUACUACAUUACCGUUAUCGUCGAUACGCGUAUUGACAAAAUCGUCGGUAGCGCCACAUUAGUUCUUGAGCGCAAGUUCAUCCAUGGCUGUGGGGUCCGCGGUCGGCUGGAGGACGUCGUGGUAGAUGACACAUAUCGUGGCAAGCAGCUGGGAAAACUCAUCGUCGUCACCGUGACCCUUCUGGCGGAUUAUCUGGGCUGCUACAAGAUGUCUCUGGAUUGCAAAGACAAGCUGAUACCGUUCUACACCGCAAUCGGCUACGUGCUUGAACCGGGUAAUGCGAACACUAUGAGCAUACGCUACGAACCCGGGGCCGGUGGUGUAGCAAUAACCAGGAAUCGAACUGCAGCCAGUGAUAAACCGUACGACACAGAGCCAUCCUGACAAUUAGCUACCAGUUCUGCUAUGACAAGUAAAUCCAAGCUCUAAACACACGCCCAGCUAUUCUGGGUUUGCGGUUUGCCGACGCAAAAUUCGAAUUCACCGUGUUUUUUGUAUUUUGCAAUUGGAUUUACUGUUUAACACUCGGGAGGUCUAGUUUUGUGGGUGUGGUCAAGCACUCGAGCCUGUUCAGGAGUUGACUUUCACUGCAACACGCGCCCUCCCGAAGCAGCUUCUGGUACAUGAAAUGAAUUUCAAAUAUUUCAAAUAUUUUCAAACAUAUUUUUAUUUGUUUAAGAUCUGUUUAAUUUUUAUUUUGAAAAUAGUCCUCAAUCGUAAAUUUUUAAUACUACUUGGUGGUUGUGCUUAAAUAUCCAGAAUCAUGCAAAUGGGAAAUAAAAUCAUUUAUAA